AUGUCUUCAUCUCAAGCCCCCGGAUCUGCUUCAUACUUUGAGCAGCAGCGCGCGGAGCUGCUCAGGGAGAUUUCACUGGUUGGCAAUGAGUUCUCUUCCGUGGAGGCCUUGUGGUCACAGUUUGAGACCGUGAUGGCAAAGGACGAAGGGAGUGGGGACGGCGAGAUCGACCACGAUGGCGCACAGCCCAAGGGCCAGAGAGAGGAUAGAGUCGAGGUGAAGGGAGAAGAGGAUGAGGAGGAGGUAACGGCUCUUCAUGAUGACUGCGAUGACCAUAGUUAG
Messenger RNA from Uncinocarpus reesii 1704, 282 nucleotides. RefSeq lists its product as uncharacterized. The coding region runs from base 1 to 282 and encodes 93 amino acids. The transcript is spliced from 2 exons. The record is from RefSeq and is a predicted model, not a curated record. Gene Ontology annotation, cellular component: spindle microtubule; DASH complex; mitotic spindle pole body. Lineage: Eukaryota; Fungi; Ascomycota; Eurotiomycetes; Onygenales; Onygenaceae.